Messenger RNA from Salvia splendens (bonfire salvia), 2315 nucleotides. RefSeq lists its product as uncharacterized. The transcript has a single exon. Lineage: Eukaryota; Viridiplantae; Streptophyta; Magnoliopsida; Lamiales; Lamiaceae. Gene Ontology annotation, cellular component: Golgi apparatus. The record is from RefSeq and is a predicted model, not a curated record. The coding region runs from base 445 to 2103 and encodes 552 amino acids.
UAUUAGCCUUUUCCUGUCGGAAUAGAAAAUUUAUUUCGGUUACUGCAUCUUCAAGGAUCUAGUUCAUUUUUUGCCGAAAUCUUCUUAGAUAUUGAGACAAUGAGAUUCAGUAAAAUUGCUGCUUAAAUUAUCAAACCUCAACCCAAGCUUCACCUCUCUCUCUGCGAAUUCUCUCUCCCCUCUUCUUCUUCUUCGUCUUCUUCUUUUGUCAAUCAAGAUCCCAAUUUUUCCAUCAAUCAGCUUCCUGGAACAAGGCAUUGACAGAUCAGAGGUGGUGGUUGUAUUCAAAAGUGAAGAACAGAACAGCACUCAAUCAGCUCUACUGUAAGCUCCGAUUCUCUUUCUCCGCAAUCUCUUCGACUUCAAUUUAUCUGCAGUCUCUGUAAAGAUCUCUCUUUUAUGAGCCCCCUUUGAGUAAAUUGGUGGAAUUAGGGUUCUGCACAAAUGAAAGAUUUCAAUCCAACAGAUCCCAUUGGGCAGAAUAUAAUAAAGCAAAUUAGCAAUGUAUGUUUCUCUGUGUUUGUAUUCUCUGUGCUCGUCUUCACUGUAAUUGCCAUCACCUACCAACCCCCUGAUCCAUGGGAGUCGUCGAGAGCUCUGACUAAGAUUUUCACCGACGUCGAAAAUGCCACCUUUAAAACCGAUAAUUCCGUGUUGAAAACUGGCGAGGACAUUGCUUCCUCUCCGGUGGCGACGCCUGAGGGCUCAUUGUCACCGAUUACUGAAUCUUCGAUUGAGAAAUCCGAGUCGGAUCUUGGGACAAAUGCGACCUUGAAAUCUGGUUGUGAGGAUUUGACUGUCGUGAAUUGCUCUGAUCCUAGGGUUUUGAUUGCGAUCCAGAGGUUUAAUUUGAGGCAGUUUAAGGCUAUUGCGUUUCUGGAUUACCAGACUCCGGUGAAUGGCUCUAAGGAGGAUGAAUGUGAUGUAGCGUGGAGGUUUAGGAACAAAAAGGAGAAGUCUUGGAGGAAGUAUAGGGAUUUUAGGAGAUUCAAGUUGGGAUAUAAUGAUGAUUGUAGUUAUAAGGUGAUUCGUCCCGGGCGCUGGCAUUCUGGAUUGAAUGCGCGUCGUCCAUGGAUGCAAUCUAGGGGAAAUGGGAGGGGGCAAAGUGGUAAGUUUUCUCCUGUCGUUGACAAGGAGAUCAAUGAUACAAUUCCUGUGUUGGGAUCAGAUUCGGAAUUUAGGAAGGGAAGGUAUCUGUACUAUUCGAGGGGAGGGGAUUAUUGCAAAGGAAUGAAUCACUUUAUCUGGAGCUUCUUAUGUGGUCUUGGUGAGGCCCAGUUUCUGAACCGGACGUUUGUGAUGGAUUUGAGUAUUUGUUUAGCUUCUACGUACACACAGAGCAACAAGGACGAGGAAGGGAAAGAUUUUAGGUUCUAUUUUGAUUUUGAACAUUUGAAAGAGGUGUCUUCGAUUGUGGAGGAAGGUGAGUUCAUGAAAGACUGGAGGAGAUGGGACAGAAGUCAUAAGAGGAAAAUCCCGGUUAGGAAGGUGGCUAGCUAUAAGGUGACGCCGAUGCAGCUGAGGAAAGAUAAGACUCCCAUUAUAUGGAGGCAGUUUGAUGCUCCUGAGCCGGAGAAUUAUUGGUAUAGGGUGUGUGAAGGGCCGAGUGCUAAAUACAUUGAGAGGCCGUGGGAAGCGCUUUGGAAAUCUAAAAGAUUGAUGAAUAUAGUUUCAGCAAUCAGCGGGAGUAUGGAUUGGGAUUUUGAUGCAGUUCAUGUGGUUCGAGGGGAGAAGGCGAAGAAUAAGGAGUUAUGGCCUCAUCUGGAUGCAGAUACUUCACCGGAUGCCCUGGUUGCUAAACUACAGGGGGCGGUUGCACCUUGGAGAAAUUUGUACAUUGCUACAAAUGAACCCUUCUACAAUUACUUCGACAAGCUGAGAUCCCACUACAAAGUUCAUUUGCUCGAUGAUUACCAGCAUUUGUGGGGGAAUGCCAGUGAAUGGUACAAUGAGACAACUCUGUUGAAUGUUGGCCGUCCGGUUGAGUUUGAUGGUUAUAUGAGGGUCGAAGUGGAUACUGAGGUCCUUUUCCGAUCAAAGACAAGGGUGGAGACGUUCUAUAACUUGACCGCAGAUUGCAAGGAUGGGAUCAAUACGUGCUAAACCAGGUUAAAGCACGUUCCAUACAUUCCUUUCUUUAUGUAUGUUGUUUCACAUAUCCUUUUUUGUCUGUCUUGUUCUGUAUUUGUUUUCAAGAAAAAAGUUUUUUUUUCGGAUCUCUGUGCCUACAGAUAUUUUUUGUUGUAUACUUUGAUAACGAUCUUGUCAUUCAUGAUACAUCUGUGCUGUAUGGAAAUACUUUUUUUUAAUUUCUA